AUGGCUACUGAGCUCUUAUUUGGCUCUGACUGUUCACUUUCUCCCAAGCUGUCCCCCUACCCCUCAGGUUCUCCAAUAAUUCACUUCUCCCUGGUGGAAGAAAUUCCGUACCUUCCUGAUGUAAAGGAGAGUCUGUUGUAUAAGCCUGACAUUUUACAGUCCCCAAAGUCACCUUCUCGAGUAGCUUACCUGCGUGAGAGGUCGACCAAGAGGCAUAUUCCAUACCCCUCCAGGCCAUCUCCACUAGAACUUCGGUUUGCCAACCGCGUGACAGGGCGAGUACGGGAACCAGACUUCACAUCUGAACAACUGCAAGAGAAAUUCGCAAAUUCUCACAUGAUCUAUGUCCAAAAGCAUGAGGACGCAAUAUCCAGCGGUCUCUCACGGAUGAGCUUUGACACCUUGUACAAAGUGUUCAAGGCAGUACUCGCUAGUCACGAGGCUGCUCGCCAUGAGGUGGCGACAUCAUUAUGGCAGGUCGAAUACUCAGAGCGCAUGACAGUGUUUAAUCAGGCGCUCCAUGAGGAGAACAAAAACCACCUCAAUUUGAGGGACGAACAGCUGAAGAAGAUUAGGAACAUUUUUUCUGAGCAUGAACGCACAGAAAUCGACGAUGACACGAAUUACAUUCAAGCUGUCUACAACGAUGAAUGCGAGAUGCUUCGCACCAUCACCACCCAAGCAGAGAUAAUCUCAAAAUGCCUGGGAUCACGUGCCAAACGUGAAUUAUUAGCGUCUACCGGCGAAGUUCCCUACCUCCCUUGUUUCGUUGGUGCCUCACAAAACAGGGACAACAUCACAUAUGUGCUGCGUGGUGGUUUCACGGAUGCCGGUACCGAUACCGAUACCGACUCCGAUAUCGAUUUCGGCGAAGAGGAGGAUCGUCGCAGCGGUGUAGAAACAACAAUACAGAGAGGAACAAAUGAAGCUCCUGACUGUCGUGCGUUGCCUAGUCUGCGUUACUUGAGGAGACAAGCACGUUCGACCCUAAAGGGAAGCGAGUGCAGUGAAGAUCUAGAGGUACGCGCUGAAGCGAGGCACGAGAAAGCACAGUGGGUGGUACUCAAGUCAAAAGUAAAGUUGGGUGAAAAAAUGGAAAUAUACGCACUAGAGGGCUUGGUGGACAGUGGAUGGAUGCUUCUGGAUGGCUGGCGCUAUAGGGCGCUCAAGCACGGGAAUGCGCGCAUGGCACGCAUUGCGCAGGAAAGCUGCGCCUCAUAUAGGAAUAGCUGUGGACAGUACACAGAGUGGUGCUGCGAGUUUGUGCUGUCUACUCCCUAG
Molecule: messenger RNA, 1281 nt
Organism: Suillus fuscotomentosus
Lineage: Eukaryota; Fungi; Basidiomycota; Agaricomycetes; Boletales; Suillaceae
Exons: 5
Coding region: 1-1281 (426 amino acids)
Source: RefSeq, a predicted model, not a curated record